Habropoda laboriosa is the source of this 1719-nucleotide messenger RNA. Its product is annotated as sodium channel protein Nach-like. Lineage: Eukaryota; Metazoa; Arthropoda; Insecta; Hymenoptera; Apidae. Bases 1 to 1719 code for a protein of 572 amino acids. The transcript is spliced from 11 exons. Gene Ontology annotation, molecular function: ligand-gated sodium channel activity. Gene Ontology annotation, biological process: sodium ion transmembrane transport. Gene Ontology annotation, cellular component: membrane. The record is from RefSeq and is a predicted model, not a curated record.
AUGGCACUGCGUGACGUAAUAGUAAAUACUACCACCGUCUCCGGGGGACGCCCCGAUGAAAACGAACGACGAAACGUGAUCAAUUUCCGAGCACAAGAAAUUGCUAAAAAAAAGGAAAGCAAAUUAAUUCAGCGGCGAAACAUGAAGCAGAGGAAAAAACAAAGUUGCUGCAGUAUCUUACAGAAAGUGGUACGGAAAUGCUGGAGCACCUUUGUGAAACAAACCUUGAUGUUCUGCCGUGAAACAGGACUUCAUGGUUGCAAAUAUAUCUGCGAGACGCAACGUUCUACGAUAGAAAGAGUCGCGUGGGCAAUAACGGUGCUGAUGUCCGUGUGUAUUGCAAUCGGAAUGCUGAAAGUUACUUACGAUUAUUACUACGAACAUUCUAUCCUCUCGGUCAUCGAAUCGACCCAUAAUGGAAUAUGGAAUUAUCCAUUCCCAGCGGUCACUGUAUGCGAUUUGAAUCGCGUGUCCCUCAAGCUGGCAGAAAAAUUUGUCGACAACCUAACGCUUCCAUCAACGGUGUCGAAGGAAUUUAUCGUGCAAGAAAUGUCGUUGCUGAACACGUUACUGUACACUGAGGAAUACGAAUCGCAGAUACGAAAUAAUCUGUCACGAUUGCAGAUUAUAUUCGACAUGAAUAAUCUUUCGAUUCCGACAGUCAUAAAUUCGGUAACUCAAAGUUGUCAAAAUUUGCUGGAAUCAUGUAAAUGGAAAACCCAGAAGAAGGACUGCGCCACCCUAUUUCGUCCAAGCUACACCCGUGAUGGAAUUUGUUGCAGUUUUAAUUAUAUCACUCGUGAUAGGAUCAUCAAUGAACCAAAUUUAAGACCACAGAAAAUGUCUUCGUGCGGAUAUCAAAGUGGUCUCAUUAUCUUACUUAACCUGGACCCCAGCGAUUAUCAUGCCAGUAUUGUACAAACUGUAGGAACAAAGAUUAUACUACACAAUCCCUACGAAUAUCCUGAUUAUGACUCACCAAGCAAAUUAAUAAGCAUGAAUAAAUAUUCAUUUUUGACUGUUCAACCUAUGGAGACCUAUUCGUCAAACGACAUCAAAUGGACAUCUCGCAGAGAGUGUAUAUACAAGAACGAAGGAGAUAUAAUUAAUAAUGAUAUUUCGAAGAUAGACAUGAUUUCCGCAAAGUAUUCGCUAAAAAAUUGUCUGACAUAUUGUCGAGCAACUGUAAUUAAGAGGAAAUGUGGAUGUAUACCGUAUUAUUAUCCGCAAAACAAGACCAGAGUAUGCAAUUUAAAAGAUGUUGAGUGCCUAAAAUCGUUCAAAUUUUGGUAUGAUACAUCCUGGCCAGGAACAAAUAUGUCACCACAAACUUUACCACUGAUAGAAUUGAAUACUAAAUACAAACCUUGUAACUGCAAGCCAGACUGUAAUUUUUAUCAGUAUUCCGUAGAGCAUUCGGCAGGACACCUUAACAAACGCAUUUAUUACAAUGGUCUUACAUAUACGAAUUAUCCUAGCAAAGGCAAAACCUGGCAAAAUCAGACUAUAAUUCACAUAUUUUUCGACGACCUAGUAUCUAUUCAAUACCGACGAGAUAUGCGUUACAGUUGGCGUCACUUAUUUGCAACAUCUGGUGGUCUCUUAGGAGUAUUCGCUGGUUUCAGUUUCAUGUCUAUGUUUGAAAUUGCUUAUUUUUUUAUUAUACGAGUUUUAACAGAUACAUGUAUAAAGAGAAGGAGCGCAGGAAAUGUUAACUAA